Molecule: messenger RNA, 903 nt
Organism: Batrachochytrium dendrobatidis JAM81
Lineage: Eukaryota; Fungi; Chytridiomycota; Chytridiomycetes; Rhizophydiales
Exons: 1
Coding region: 1-903 (300 amino acids)
Source: RefSeq, a predicted model, not a curated record
AUGGACGCCAUGGCAAAUUUACCCCCAACCCAAUCUGUGAUCAAUCAAACCAUUCCGUCUAGUUCGAAUGUGCAUCGUUCAUUUUCGCAAAAAAACUAUCACAUAAUAGCUAAACAACUUAGGAAGCGGUUACGGAUUGCUUUAUUCAAGAUUCAGAGUAAGCGAGAACGGACACCGUUGUACCGAAUCAUGAAUUCAUGCAGAGCAGUCAAACAGUAUGGUCUUGAAAACACGCCACACCAGCAAGAGCCCUUGCCAACACCUAGUACGACUUUCUGUCCAUCCUAUACAAUAGACUCUAAAGCGGAGAUUCGAAUUCAGCCAACCGGGCUUGAUUACAAGCACGGCAUUCAUAUUGAUAAAAACCGGUGCCUUACCCCUCGCUACACUACAAGCAUUAGUCUGCAGCGCGAAAAUUUAGCUCUGUCUACCGGAAGUGAUCAGGAAAGCGGAUAUAGCGAUGAUGGCUAUGAAGGUCGUAGGGUUCCUUCCAUCGUGUCAACCACCUAUCAUAGUCCCACCACAGACCAUCUAAUGUGGAUAAAUACACCCAUUUCAGAUCCUAUUGCAUUAGUUCCGGUUCAUAGUCCGCAUAGCCAAGCACUGAACACAUCGCAGUUAGGUCACUUGCAGACUUGUGCUAGUAUUCAACCGGUAAAGGAUGGCAACUCUGCAGAGUUUGAACCUAUUACGUUGCCGUUGAGAUUGAAAUCUCUCCAACCAGUCAACUCUACAAGACACUCUCGCAAUAUUGUCACAUUGCCAUGUUUAUUACAACCGCUCAAACCUAAAACUCAUUGUAAUCAAACGCAUCCUUUAUACAUGUAUAAUACUUGUCAACGACAACAACUUCCGUCAUUACGGACAUUGUCGCUACUGGACUGUCAUGGUAUGACUCCAUAG